Messenger RNA from Fundulus heteroclitus (mummichog), 2676 nucleotides. RefSeq lists its product as uncharacterized. The transcript is spliced from 10 exons. The record is from RefSeq and is a predicted model, not a curated record. NCBI's taxonomy places the organism in Eukaryota, Metazoa, Chordata, Actinopteri, Cyprinodontiformes, Fundulidae. Gene Ontology annotation, molecular function: nucleic acid binding.
AUGGUGUUCAGGAGACUGCAGACGAACCGUAAAAGUUGGGCGUGCUCACUUCCUCCGCAUCACCCCUAUGAUUGCGCCAUAGAUUUUCUACCAGGGGCUCCGCUACCCUCCAGCCGCCUCUACAACAUCUCGAGGUCUGAACGUCAGGCGCUCGAGAAGUACAUAGGUGAGUCCCUUUCAGCUGGAUUAAUUGGCCCUUCCUCCUCUACUUUAGGUGCGGGUUUCUUUUUUGUCGGAAAGAAAGAUGGAUCCCUCCGGCCUUGUAUCGACUACCGAGGGCUAAAUAAGAUAACGGUUAAGAAUAAAUACCCGCUUCCUCUGUUGUCUUCUGCCCUAGAACCAGUCCAGAAUGCCUUCAUCUUUGCUAAGCUCGACUUGCGUAAUGCUUAUCAUUUGGUUCGGGUUUGACAGGGAGACGAAUGGAAGAGGGCUUUUAAGACCCCACUGGGUCACUUUGAAUACCUGGUUAUGCCUUUUGGCUUAUGUAAUUCUCCAUCCGUCUUCCAAGCAUUAGUUGAUGAUGUCCUACGGGAUUUUUUGAACGUCUUUGUGUUCGUCUAUUUAGACGAUAUUUUGAUUUACUCUAGUGAUCCAGAUCAGCACCAACAACAUGUUCGCUUCUUAGAAAACCGCUUGUUCGUCAAAGCAGAGAAAUGCGAGUUCCAUCAGAGCUCUGUUUCCUUUCUCAGCCUCAUUUUAGAAGCUGUCUCCGAGGGUCCGGUCUCUCCCUCGGCCUCUGCCUCGGCCUCUGCCUCGGCCCCUGCACCUGCUGCCGAGGGGGGUCCGGCCUCUGGCUCGGUCCCUGCACCCGCUGCUGAGGAGGGUGCGGUGCACGCCAGCCCGGCGUCCAACGAGGGUGCGGCGCACGCCAGCCCGGCGUCCAACGAGGGUGCGGCGCACGCCAGCCCGGCGUCCAACGAGGGUGCGGCGCACGCCAGCCCGGCGUCCAACGAGGGUGCGGCGCACACCACGGCCCAAACCUGCUUGGGUCCUGCCGCUGCUCUGCUAGUCACUCAGAGCCCUCCCACUUUACUGGCAUCAGAGGGUCCUGCCACGUCAGCCACCGAGGUCUUUAUUGAGGGUGGUUUCCCCUGGUCUUCUGUCGCCGGAGGCCUGACUGGCGUUGCUGCUCCGGCUGCCGAGGGUCCAGCACUGGCCCCCACACCUCAGUCCUGCGAGGAGGCGGUCCUGGGGAACCCGCCUCCAGCCGGCGUUCCUCAGUCCUGCGAGGGGGCGGUCCAGGGGGACCCGCCUCCAGCAGGCGCUCCUCAGUCCUGCGAGGGGGCGGUCCAGGGGGACCCGCCUCCAGCCGGCGUUCCUCAGUCCUGCGAGGGGGCGGUCCAGGGGGACCCGCCUCCAGCCGGCGCUCCUCAGUCCUGCGAGGGGGCGGUCCAGGGGGACCCGCCUCCAGCCGGCGCUCCUCAGUCCUGCGAGGGGGCGGUCCAGGGGGACCCGCCUCCAGCCGGCGCUCCUCAGUCCUGCGAGGGGGCGGUCCAGGUGGACCCGCCUCCAGCCGGCGCUCCUCAGUCCUGCGAGGGGGCGGUCCAGGGGGACCCGCCUCCAGCCGGCGCUCCUCAGUCCUGCGAGGGGGCGGUCCAGGGGGACCCGCCUCCAGCCGGCGCUCCUCAGUCCUGCGAGGGGGCGGUCCAGGGGGACCCGCCUCCAGCCGGCGCUCCUCAGUCCUGCGAGGGGGCGGUCCAGGUGGACCCGCCUCCAGCCGGCGCUCCUCAGUCCUGCGAGGGGGCGGUCCAGGUGGACCCGCCUCCAGCCGGCGCUCCUCAGUCCUGCGAGGGGGCGGUCCAGGGGGACCCGCCUCCAGUCCUGCUCCGUCGCCGGCCGCCUCCAGUCCUGCUCCGUCGCCGGCCGCCUCCAGUCCUGCUCCGUCGCCGGCCGCCUCCAGUCCUGCUCCGUCGCCGGCCGCCUCCAGUCCUGCCCUUGUCCUGUCUCGCAAUGAACUUCAUCACAGGUCUGGCAGUCUCUGAGGGGAACUCAGUCAUCCUCACUAUUGUGGACCGGUUUUCCAAAAUGAUCCACCUAGUCCCGCUGCCCAAACUACCUUCUGCAAAAGAGAUGGGCAACAUCCUGGCCCAGGAGGCUCGGGCCGCUAAUCGCCGGCGGGUCCCAGCCCCGCAUGACCAACCUGGAGACAAGGUCUGGCUCUCCACCAAGGAACUGCCGUUAAAGGUGGAGAGCAAGAAGCUGGCACCUCGUUUCAUCGGGCCCUUCCUGAUCUCCAAGAGCGGAUCCCAGAUGCCUAUUAGUGUCCAUGAAAAAGAAAACAACCUGGCCAGGGCAGGCGAAGCGGGUCUCGGAAGGAGGGAAAAAGGUCAAUACAAAGUUCAGGAGAUGGGAGAUCGCUGGAGAACUCAGAGCGACUGCUUGGGAGUACUGGACAGCGACGGCUUGGGGGCGCUGGACAGAGAGUCUGAUGCGGGCGCUGGGGAGGGCGACCCUUAUGGAAAAAAGCUGCAGAGUGUUCGUUUAGACGAUUCUGGGGACCUCUGCACAGCUUGCAGGAAAAGUGGCUUUCAGGUUCACUUCUUGAGCUCAGACGUCUCCUCUCGUGCUCCCGUGAUCCCUCUCGUGCUCCACUGGUUUCCCUCUGAGUCGGCUCCCCCUUCUCCGGACCCAAGCUCCCCACGGACACCUGUCUUCUCCACCGUGUGCAAGGGCUGA